Oryctolagus cuniculus (rabbit) is the source of this 10671-nucleotide messenger RNA. The record is from RefSeq and is a predicted model, not a curated record. Lineage: Eukaryota; Metazoa; Chordata; Mammalia; Lagomorpha; Leporidae.
GAGAGAGAGAGACAGAGAGAAAGGUCUUCCUUUGCCGCUGAUCCGAUGGCAGGAGCCAGGAGCCAGGUGCUUUCCUGGUCUCCCAUGGGGUGCAGGGCCCAAGCACCUGGGCCAUCCUCCACUGCACUCCCUGGCCACAGCAGAGGGCUGGCCUGGAAGAGGGGCAACCGGGACAGAAUCCGGCGCCCCGACCGGGACUAGAACCCGGUGUGCCGGCGCCGCUAGGCGGAGGAUUAGCCUAGUGAGCCAUGGCGCUGGCCUUGUGUUUUGUUUUAAGGGUUGCCGGUGUCAGGUGCAGCUCAAGGAGCGUCCACCACUCCCUUUUCCAUGUCUGCCAGGGCUUGCCCUGAAAUUGGAGGACCGGGGACAGGUCCAUGCCUUCAGCCUUUGUCAGGGUCAGAGAAAUGGGGAUGCACCCUGUGGCCAACACCCUGGGCCUGGCAUCCUUCGCCAGCUGAUAGUAUGAGAGCACUUUGAGGUAUUCCUGGAGAAAUGGAAUUAAAAGACAAGGUGUUUUCGGGUGCAAAAAAAAAAAUUUGAAACCCACAUAUGUGGAGUCUCAGAAAAGCUCAUGAAAAUGUGAAUUAUGGGACAAAAAAAAACACCUGUUGGGCGUCCAAAAUAGUUAGCACCAAAAACUCAGCUCAUCUUUUAGUUCCAUUCUUCUGUGAAGUUUCCACUGUGCCCUUGAACUCACAAGCAGCUUCUUGGGCCAAAACCUCAGGAAAGGGUGUGAGUCAAGCAGGGGUGUGGUGCCAUGGGCCCUGCCCUGGAUCCCCAAGACUGAGUGGAGACACCAUGGCAUGAGAGGCCAAGAGUCCCCAUAGCACUUAGGCUGUGGGAGUGAAUUCCUUCCCCCACCUGGCCUUCUCUUGGCCGCUGGGAUCUCAUUCAUUAGCGCCCCAGGGCCAUGCCUUCCAGCUCCCUGCCCGGCUACCACCCUGUGAUUUGAGUUGAGGGUUGGGAGGAGGGGGGUAUACAAUGUGCCCCUGCUGGCUUGGUUUCCACCCCCCCACACCACCACCAGCAGGAGCCGCUGCUCUUGAAAGACAAGGUAGCACCACCAGCAAACCUGCUGUGGUCGUUUGGAGUUUGUUGGAGUUCAGGGAUGUCCCAAGUCCCUCUUUCCCUCCCCACCCCCAGAGAAGUGGUAAGCACAUGGCCAGGGGGACAGGGCUGCAGAGGAGUGAGUGCCAGACAGACACAGGCACCAGCCACAGCCUGGGAGGCGUCUACCAGGGGCAGGCGUGGACACGUGAUGUUUAUGUAGCAAGCUGGCAGUGAGAUCAGGGGAUCCUGGCCACUGGGGGUUGAAAGGCAGGCAGAGGCCUCCAGGAGGGUGGAAGUCGGGGGGGGGGGUAGGGGAGAGGGACCUCCCUGCAUCCUGCCCCACACCAAGGGGCAGGAGCAUGAGUCAGGCUGAGCUGGGGAUAUUUGGACACCACCUGGAGUGGAUCUCCAUGAAGUUGUUAGGGUCCAGUGGUCCCAACGUGCAGGCGAGCUGGGGCCUCUGCCCAGAGCCCCUGUGACAGGGCUUCUACGGAGGCUUUGGUGGGGACCGUGGUCCACAAGGAGGCUGAGGGAUCAACCAUGAGCGGCUGCUAUGAAGCUGCUGGCAGGUGCAUGGGCAGCAGGACAAAGCCUCUGUCUUGGUGAGUGGUGGGCUGCAGUGUCCUCGCUCCAUUCCUCACCUUGAGGGCUGUCUGUGGAGCAGCUAGCAGGAUAGGUGUCUGGCUUCAGCAGAGUGAGCCAGCAGGAAGCACAAAGAGAGGCAGUCAGUCUCCUGCAUCCCCCCGGCACGGAGGCACCACCUGAUGCCACUUUUGUGUCCCAUUACAUAGAGGCAGUUGGCCACAGAGGCACGAAGCACCCAGGCUGUGAUCUGAAGCUGGCAGAGAAGCCCUGGUGUGCCUCCAGCUUGUCCAGGCCCAGAGGAGCUCCCCCCAUCCUCACCCCCACCCAAGAGAGAUGGGAGGGAAGUGGAAGAGGAGAGGUGCUGUGUGAGGGUGGAGAACUGGUGGCUCACUCAGAUGGCCCGAGUGGACACCCUGGCCCUGGCCCUGAUUGGAUUAGAGGACACGGCAGGGGGGGUGGAUUAGAGGACACGGCAGGGGGGGUGUGGGGACAUGGAGGUGACAUCUGUUGGGCACAGGCGCUGGUGGAGAGGUAGAAAGGUUGUGAGCAUCCUCCAUGCUGUAUGUAUGCUGUCGGCUUACAAUGUUUUACGGGAAACGCGCACUACCCAAGCAGGUUUACCAGGAGGCGCUGUGCCCAUGGCUCUGAUAGCCUCUGGAGAAGCCCAGGCAAAAACAAGAGUGUUAGAUUACAAACAAGUACAGGUGGACCUGUUCCUACCAUCGCUCGGGUUCUUGGUGCAAGAAGACUGAUUGUAGUCAGUCAGACAGACAGCUCAGAACCAGGAGCUGCUCUCAAGGGAAUGGAAGGGCUGGGCGUCUCACUCCCCCCACCCUCUGCCAUCUGCUCCUGGGGCUGUUAAUGGCCAUCUAGUGCAGUAAUCCAUACCAACCAUCCGCUCCCAUGCAUGGUGGCUGUCAGGAAAAAACAGAGACAUGGAAAGUGUGGUGCGCACACUUGGGCAGCCAGCGUCUCCACUGCAGGAGGUUCUGCCAUAGCGCCUCAGGUCUGCAGAGGGCUCAGGACAGGCUGCCACUGACCCCUUCCUCCUCCCCCCACCACCAGCCUAGUAGGGGAAGUCACCCUGGAUCACAGGGCACAAACCUGGUCCUGUCCCAGGCAGGUGGAACAUACAGGCCCUCUUGCCUGCUUGUUGGUGGGAGUGGGUGUGGUGACCCCUCUCCCCCUCCUCCACUCCCUCCCAUUCUGCUGCUUCCAGUGACCAAGAAGAUGAGCACAUCUGACUUCAUGGUGCAACACCGCUCUGACCAAGCUGCAGACACAGCAGGCAGCCGGGAUCUGACUCUGUGCAUGGAGGAGGGACUCAAACAGUAGGACAAAGGUGACCACUGGAGGCACUCGUUUUCUAGUGUGUUGUAACCCCUGGGAUGGGCUCUUCUAUCCGGGUGAGUUGUAACCCCUGGGAUGGGCUCUUCUAUCCGGGUGAGUUGUAACCCCUGGGAUGGGCUCUCCUGCCUGAUUCAAAGACUUUGGAAAGCAGUCCAUCUAGGAGAGGUCAUUCUCAAACAGUUGGAUGACAGAAAGCAACACAAAACAAACAAAAAACCUUUGAAUAGUUUUGUGCAUGAACUAUCUAUCUGUUUGUUUUGUAAAAGUAUAAUUAUGCUAUGCACAUUUUUAGGAAUUGUUUUUUUAAAAAGAUUUAGUUAUUUAUUUGAAAGAGCUACACAGAGAGAGAAGGAGAGGCACAGAGAGGCCUUCCAUCUUAUGGUUCAUUCCCAAAUUGCCCGCAAUGGUCAGAGCUGAGCUGAUCCAAAGCCAGGAGCCAGGAGCCAGGAGCUUCUUUCAGGUCUCCCACAAGGAUGCAGAGGCCCAAGGAUUUAGGCCAUCUUCUACUGCUUUCCCAGGCCACAGCAGAGAGCUCGAUUGGAAGUGGAGCAACAGGGACUUGAACCAGAGCCAAUAUGGGAUGCCAAAACUGCAGACUGUGGAUUUACCCAAUAUGCCACACUGCCGGCCCCAGGAAUUUUAUUUAUUAGAGAGGCAGGCAGCUUCCAGCUGCUGGUUCACUCCUCAAAUGCCCACAACAAACCUGGGCCUCCGCCAGUCCGCAGCCUGGAGCCAGAAACCCAAUCUGAGUCUCCCUUGUGAGCGGCAGGGACUUGAGCCACCUGUGCGCUCCUGCCUCCCAGGGCUGUGCAGGAAACAGAGUGGGAACCCAAACCCCCAGGCACUCCAGCACGGGCAGGGCUGUGGGCUUGUACUGCAUGUCUCUCUGGCUUGACACACACACUGGGAAUUAUGUCCUCAGCUCUGUGUGGUGUGGGAGGCUCUGUGGGAAGGGAUGCAGAGGAAUUGGGCCAAUGGGUGUUCCCUCCUCCCUUCCAACCCCCAGCAGGGUCACACCUAGGGAGCUGCCCACCAGUUGGAGCUCCACUUUGACCAUCGGCUCAGAGAACUCCUUGUGCUCCAAGGUAGAUCCUCUCCCACCUGAUCAAUGUGCUUGCAUCAGCCUUCACCUUACAAUGUGAUUGGAGCAGAGCAAACUGCAGGACCAUAGUGGAGGGAAGAAUGAGGGGGAUUCAUCCCCUCUGUUCUCCAGGAGGAAAAUCCCUGUAGCAGACAUGUAAUGGAGAGAAGGAGUCACUGAUUGGCUGAUGAACAAUGACAUCAUUAUCUCCAGGGGCUGAACUCCAUUUCCAUGGAUGACAGCCCUCCAAUCUUGGGACUCAAAUGUGUGCAGAGAGACUGGCCUACAUGAGGUCCAGUCAGCAGGUGACCGCUUCCUGCUUCUGCCACACAACCCCAAGCCCUGUUCUGGUGGCAUCUGGAAGUGGCCCAAUGGCAGAGUCGAACCUGAGGAGCUGGGUCAGGAGAAGAUUCUGGCUUCUUCCAACAUCUUCUUUUAAGAAGUGAUUAGCCCAGAUGAAGUCUGGUCAUGAAGUCCUCUCUUCCUGGGUCUGCCAAUGACAGCAGGGAUUUGGAUGCAAAGUGGAUCCAGAUACACAUGGGCAGGUGAGUCAGUGUUGGAAUGGGUGGAAGAAGAAUCCUAAACAUUGAGUUUUGGAUUCAAACAUGGUAUGGCACAAACUAGGACUUUAAGCUACAGAGCAGAGAAUGGCUUUUGAAAAGUGAUAUGUGUGUGCUCAUGUAAAUGUUGGGUAGGUAUCCUCAAACAGAAAGAAAAAGAGUAAGAACCUUCUAGGCCAUGGAACAUUAGCUAACAGAAGGAACGAUGAAAUAGGAAAUUGCAGAAAUGUCCAAACAACUAGCUUGUUCCACACUGUCUGUUUCUGAUGUUAACAAACCUGAAACACACUGGCCCUGAAUCAAAGGAUGAAUGUAGUCCAUAUGAGAAUGGGGACAGCAUUUUACACUGCAUGUAAGACACCAUUUGGGAUGCCUGCAUUCCUUAGCAGUAUGCCUAAACAUUUGUGAAGUGUGCAGUCGGGCAGAGUGCAGGCUUUAGUGUUUAACUGUUGACAAAGACCAGGGCUGGUUACACCCCCAUGCAAGGCCUUUGUUCAUUCCUUUCUCUUAUUUAAGGUAUGUGUAGAGGUCCAUGUCACAGAAACAGAAAAUAGAAUGCGGAUUGCCAGGGACUAGAGGGGAGGGGAAAUGAAGAGUAGGUUAAUGCUUGAUAAAAUGUUCUGGAGACUGCAUAUAAUAGGAGUCUAAACAGUCCUACAAAUGACUACAAUGUAUAAUUUCAAAUUGUGUUCUAUCCCCCAAUUAAAAAAUAAAUAAUAGCUAAACUGCAAUAGCAUCAUCUUAGAUUAGGGUUUAUUUUAUGUUACUACUUUGGCCACAAUGGGCUGAAUUAUUUCGCACAUAAGAAACAUUGUGUGUGUGUGUGUGUGAAAAAGAGAUUCUGUGCUUCAGAUAGUGUUGGAGAGACUAUUGACUCCUUAUAAAAUGUUUUUAAUAGACAAUUUGCCCAGGUGAAAUACAGAAAUUAGGGUUAGCCUGCCAUGUACAAGAUGGCCAGCCCUUGCUAGCAGUAUCCAGAUGAAUGUAGUACCCUCAUUGGACAGAGAAGAGCUGAUCAAGAACACUUGAAUGCUAGACCAGAUUUCCUGAGACCAGCCACUGGACAUCUUCCUAAAGAAGCAAUGGAACAAAUCCUUCCAGUAAACUGGCCAAGUUCACCACCUUUUUCUGCCCUGAAAAUCUUUCAUGUGCAGUGAGAGAGUACUUCAAAGUCAUGGAAAAUUGUAUCUGAAAGGGCCUUGUAUUUGGGGAAAGUUAAUCCUAUUGUGACUCCUUGGUGUGGCUGUUUUAGCAGGACAUGGAGCUGACACAACGGAGGAGGGAGCUCUGUGAGCCCGUCUAGUGACACCUCAUGGAACCGAGAAAUGAAACCCAAGUUUCAGAAUUCCUCCUCCUGGGUUUCUCAGAGGACCCAGCACUGCAGCCCCUCAUUUUUGGGCUCUUCCUCUCCAUGUACCUGGUCACUGUGGCUGGGAACCUGCUCAUUGUCCUGGCCAUCCUCUCAGACCCCCACCUCCACACACCCAUGUACUUCUUCCUCUCCAACCUGUCAUUGAUGGACAUCUGCUUCACCUCCACCACCGUCCCCAAGAUGCUGGUGAACAUCCAGACACAGAGCAAAGCCAUCAGCUAUGCAGGCUGCAUCACCCAGAUGUUCUUCUUCAUACUCUUUGCAGGGCUGGAUGACCUUCUGCUUGCCGUGAUGGCCUAUGACAGGUUUGUGGCCAUCUGUCACCCCCUGCACUACACGGUCAUCAUGAACUCCCGGCUCUGUGUGCAGCUGGUCCUGGUGUCCUGGGUCAUCAAUGCCCUAACUGCGCUGUCACACAGCCUACUGGUGCUGCGGCUGUCCUUCUGUGAAAACCUGGAAAUCCCCCAGUUUUUCUGUGAACUGAGUCAGGUGAUCCACAGUGCCUGUUCUGACACUUUCCUUAAUGACAUGUUGACAUUUUGUACUGCAGUGCUGCUGGGUGGGGGUCCCCUGGUUGGCAUCCUGUACUCUUACUCUAAGAUCAUUUCUUCCAUCUGUGCAAUCUCCUCAGCUCAGGGGAAGUAUAAGGCGUUCUCCACCUGUGCCUCUCACCUCUCCGUUGUCUCCUUAUUUUAUGGCACAAGCAUAGGUGUGUACCUCAGUGCUCGUUCUGCCCCCAGCUCAGUCUCCACUGCCAUGGCCACAGUAAUGUACACUGUGGUCACCCCCAUGCUGAACCCCUUCAUCUACAGUCUGAGGAACACAGACAUGAAGAGGGCUCUGGAGAGACUCCUGGUCCAUGAGCUGUAGAGGAACCCAUGGCAUUGGGACUGAAGGAGAAUCUAGGACUGCAGGUUUCCAAGCCUCAGAGCCAGACAAUGGAAUAUUUUAUCAGAUUAGAGGAACAGAACUUGCAUAGUCUGUCCACUGUGGUUUUUUAUUACAACUUUUGUGACCAUGUUCAAUGAUUUACUUGUUGUACAGAGUUAUCUCUAGUAUCUCAAUGUAUUUUCUUUUCAAUUUUCCUUUCCCCAAUUUUUUUUUUUACCAAUGUUGUUCCUGAAAUACAAGGGUGCUUCAAAAAUUUUAUGGAAAAAUCAUAGUGAAAGAGUAGUUAAUUUAUGUAUUAAACAACUUUGUGUUACACUGUGUUUUUCUUUUCACAAUGCACCUGCUCCUUAUGCAAUUAAGUAUAAAACAAUUUAAAUAGCCACAUAUCUCGUGGUGCAAAAUGUGUAUUGCUUAGGAGUAAUUUCUUGUAAAAUCACACAUACCAUGCCCAUGAAAUAUCUCUUUUUUAAGUUAGUAGUUUAUUUUUGAUAUAAAGUAUUUUAAAUUAACAUUACAGUGAAAAGCUUAAAGGCCCUAUUCCAGUCCUUUGGGCACCUACACUUGGUAUCUGAAGCCAUUUCUGCAAUUUCAGAAUGGAACAAAUCAUUCGGCCGUAGUUUGCUCUUCUUUGUCCCCCCUCCCUUCCUGCAUCCAACCUACAGAAUUCCUGCAAACACCACAGACUCCAGCAUCAGCGAGCUGUGUGGGUGGGUACUGGGUUCCUUCCCUCCCACAAUCCUGCUCCUGGAACCAGCUUGGGAACCACAGUGCCAGACUGGGUCACUGACACAACCUGAGUCACUUUUGCUCCAGGGUAGCUCAUCACACUCACACCCCCUCAGUACAGGCACCAAGGAAAGAGAAGUUUGGAAAUGUAGAUUGGGUAUGGGCAAGUCAUAAAUGACCUUCAAUAAAGGCAGCCAGGUCUUUAAUCAUAAGUAGCAUUGUGAUGUCAUUGUAUUCCACUGUCAUAUGUACAUGGACGCUGUGGAGAAAGGGUGUUCUUAUCUAGAUGAAGGAUCCAAACCUGUGUCUUUUUUCCCAUAGCACCUAUCACCAUCUGACUUGGGUGAUUUUUAACUUUAUUUCCUUAUAUUCUUACUCCACUUCUAGACUGUAGGGUUAAACAUUGUGUUUUAUCACCUGAUGGUAAUAAAAAGAUGGGUAAACCUUUCUUUGUCACGGGAUAUCUGGAUAUUUAUACCAUCAAUCAUGGGCCAUAAAAAUUAUCAGUUUAAAAAUUACCCUUCUAGGUACAGCUAAAAACUUGCCAUGGUAAUCUGAAUCCCAUUAAACUGGAUGGUUAUAAUGCCAUCUUAAGUGUUAACAUGAUCACCUUAAGUGUUAAAUUGAUCAAAUAGAUAGGAUUAAGUGUUAAAUGGAUCAUACAAAUAAGAUCAAGUGUAUGGUAAUAAUAAUAAAUAUAAUUAAAAAAGAAUGUUGCAACAUGGGAUGCAGUCCAUACAGCAGACUCAAAGAAUGACAAUCACCUUAAGUAGCACCCUAACCUCAGUUCGGCCCCUAAAUCAUUUGGAUCUGGCUAUAAAGCCCAUGAGAGCAUUUCAGGCAUGGAAAGCCAAGACACUGCUCCAAAAAAUAUGUUUUUCUUGAAGAAUCUCUGUGAAUGAGACCCCAGUGGAAAGAAGGGGUCAUCAAAGAAGGGUGUGCUUUUCUCUGAAGGGAGGAGAGAACUUCCCCUUUGAUUAUGGCCCUGUCUGAAAACUGACAGAGCUUGUGGACUCAAAAGGCUUCCAUUGCUUUGGCAGCUCAUGUCAAGAGCCUUGGGUGAUCACUGACAUCAUACAUAAGAGCGUUAAUUGUUAAAUCAACAACAGGUGUCACUGUGCAAUUACUCUCCAUGUAGGACCUCUGUCCUCAAUGAGCUGUACUAUGAGAAUUAAUGCAAAACUUGCUCUCAGUUUUUGUAUUUUGUGUGUGUGUGCAAAUUGUUGAAAUCUUUACUUAGUAUCAAGUUGGUCUUCUGUGUACAAAUUUAAUUGAAAAUAAAUCUUAAUGGAGAAUGGCACUGGGAAUGGGAGACAUAGGAGGAGGUGGAGUGGGAGUGGUCAUGGGAGGGUAGGUAUGGUGGAAAGAAACUCUAUAUUACUAAAGUUGGUCUCAUGAAAUUUGUACUCAUUAAAUAAAAGGUUUCUUUGGGGGGAAAAUGACCCUUCUAUAGACUUACUGGGUUUUGAGUCUCAUCUGUGUUUGCAUUUCCCACUCCUGCAUUGCUGAUCAUCUAAACUGUGUGGACCCUGGGCGGAAGGUAAUUACUCAUGCUCAUAUUAUGAAGGAAUUUCUCAUUAACAACAUGGAAUAAAGGGUGUCUUAGGAAGGAUUGAGAUAGGGCAGGAAUUUUCUGGUCAGUGAUGGCACUGGCAGUAUCCUAAACAAGAAGAUAUCCAUCCACAAAUAUGGAGCUCAAAUCAUGAUGGGAGACUGUGAGUUUAGGUUUUCCACUGAGUUGACUAUGACUGUUUGUGUGACUAUUCCCAGGAUCAUUUUUACUUUGUCCUGGUAGUGACACUUCAUAGAAUCAAGAAAUGAAACUCAACCUUCAUAGUUUUUUAUUCUGGGAUUCUCAGACACCAGCACUGAAACCCCUCAUAAGUGGGCUCUUCCUCUCCAUGUACCUGGUCACUGUGGCUGGGAACCUACUCAUUGUCCUGGCCAUCCUCUCAGACCCCCACCUCCACACGCCCAUGUACUUCUUCCUCUCCAACCUGUCCUUGCUGGAUUUCUACUUCACCUCCACCACCAUCCCCAAGGUUUUUAUUUAAUGAAUACAAAUAUCAUAUGUAAAGCUUUUAGGGAUAUAGUGUUUCUUCCCCCCAUAUGUGCCCUCCAAUUCCUACUCCCAUCUCACGUACUACUCUCUCUCCCAUCCCAUUCUUCAUUAAUAUUUUUAGUUAACUUUAUAUACAGAACACCAACUCUAUGCUAAGUAAAGAUUUCAACAGUUUGCACCCACAAAGACACACAAACUAUAAAGUACUGUGUGAAAAUCAGUUUUACCAUUAAUUCUCAUAGUACAACUCAUUGAGGACAGAGGUCCUACAUGGAGAGUAGUCAGUUUUCAGACAGGGCCAUAAUCAAAGUGGAAGUUCUCUCCUCCCUUCAGAGAAAAGUACAUCCUCCUUUGAUGGUCCCUUCUUUCCAUUGGGGUCUCAUUCACAGAGAUCCUUCAUGUAGAUCUAUUUUUGCCACAGUGUCUUGACUUUCCACACCUGAAAUGCUCUGAUGUUUUUCUUAGCUAGAUCCAAAUGCCUUAGGGGCUGAUUCUGAAGUCAGAGUGCUGUUUAGCUCAUUUGUCAUUCUAUGAGUCUUCUGUGUGGACUGCUUCCCAUGUUGGAAUUUUUUCUCCUUUUUAAUUCUAUCUAUUGUUAUUACCAGACAUUGGUUUUAGUUAUGUGAUCCCUCUGACUAUCCUAUAUGAUCAAUUAAACACUUAAUAUGAUCAUUUUAACAUGUAAGAUGGAAUUAGUACCACCCAGCUUAAUGGGAAUUGGAGUACAAUGGCAGGUUUUUAGCUGUACCUUUAGGGGUAAGCCUGUGGAAAUGCUUGCCAAACUGUUGUUGUCAUAUGUGACAUCUCAAAUGAGAGUGGAAAUAUCAGUCGCAGCUGUUCCACAUCUGAAUCACUUCCCUGCUAAGGCACCUGAGAAGGCAGCAGGUGAUGGCUCAAGUGCUUGGGCCCCUGCCACCAAUGUGGAGACCCAGAUGGAGUUCCAAGCUCCUGGCUUUAACUUGUCCAACCAAAGCUAUUGCAGCCUUUUGGGGGA